Molecule: messenger RNA, 352 nt
Organism: Staurois parvus
Lineage: Eukaryota; Metazoa; Chordata; Amphibia; Anura; Ranidae
Source: the annotation of a GenBank genome assembly
UUACACUUGGCACAAUGCAGUCAGGCAAGUACUGUUCACUUGGCAAAUGCCAAACCCAGACAUGUGUAUCAGAUUGCCAGACAGAGAAAUGUGAUUCAUCUCUCCAGCAAACACGUCUCCACUGCUCUAGAGUCCAGUGGCGGCGUGCUUUACACCACUGCAUCCGACACUUUGCAUUGCACUUGAUGAUGUCUUUAGCUAUUGACUCGUAGAAUAUUAGUAGCAAGGAAAUUUCACGGAUGGACUUAUUGCACAGGAGGCAACACGUCACGGUAUCACGCCUGAAUUCACUGAGCUCCUGAUAGCGACCCAUUCUUUCACAAAUGUUUGUAGAACCAGUCUGCAUGCCUAG